AACUAAAUGUUGACUUUCGCUAAAAUACUGUCGAUUCUUAAAAUGUAUCAGUCGCAAUAUUUUGGUGGUUCAGAAGAAGCAAAAAACAAUUCUUUCCGGAAAUAACAAAUUCCGUAGACGGUGCAAGUACGGUGAACACACACUUUGGUAAAAUGAAUUCAGUGAAUUUUCUGGUUUUGUUCCUGGGUCUUGUUGCGACACAUGCGGGAUCCAUCCGCGCUGCGACAACAUCCCUUAUCGAUGCAACUACCAAUGUUGUAGCACAACAAGACAUUCGAUCUCAAUUCGAUCAAAUUUUGGUUCAAAUGUGCGCAUCAGAAAUCGACAGAAAUAGAACGUCGUCAGCGAUGGUUAAACUGGACCAAAUGUCUAACGCUAAGGAACAAUUCGGUGAUGUGGUCAAAUUUUUUACUCAACAUUACGUGGACAAUUUCGAUAAUUUAUUACGGUUCAUUGAUCAAAUCGUGACGACCGAACUACGUCAAGAAGCUUGCAACGUUUUAAGCAACACAAUCGAUUCGAAUGGCCUGGACUUGGUCAAUGUGCUUCGGUUCGAGAAUUUCAUUUAUACCCGACUGGAAAGUACUGCGACAGAUGAGGGGAAAGAUUUUUAUGUGAAAAUCCACACGAACGUUUCUCAUUAUAUAAGUCAAAGAUUGAACGAUUUCGUGGCCUCUAUCAAAGGGACUAGCAACGUCGACGUUGUACCUAAUUUAGCGCGUGUGGUCGAUUUGAAUAGCUUUGAUGCCAUGAACAAAGUGUUAGAAAUUACAGAAGCCAUACCGUACCAAAACCAGAUGCAGUUCGUGGGUAAAAUAUUAUCGAGAAUGCGGAAUGAGUCGAACUACAAACAUGUCUACCAUAUUCUUACCCGCAUAAUGUCUUUGAAGUAUUCUAGAUCUGACUUCAACAAUUGUAUUCUGUUGCAGAUUGAAAACGAACUUCCAUCCAAGUUAAAGCCACUCUUCACAUCGGAUGGUGAUUGGAGCAUAGAAAAUGUUGCAACGAAAGAAUUUAUGUAUCCCCCCGAUUCGCGAAAUCGCACCAGAAAUGUGCUCCUUUCGCCGCAAUCUCGCUCCCUUUGGGUACCAUUCCGUAACGCAUAUAUUCAUGACAGCGAAAUAUUUUUCUUUUGUUACGGCGUCUAUAAUUGUUUGAGCGUCGUUUCCAACAACAACGUAUCAAUUCCAAUUAUUGAAGCAGUUGAUAUGCGAGAUCCAGACCGCACACUUAGUCAUUGGUAUCUGUUGAUGAGCAACGAUUUAGAUACUUUUCAAAUAAAACGAACCGAUACCGAUCAAUGCCUGAAUGCCAGUGAGGAGCAAGUUUUAGAAAAUGGGGAGCUACGACGACAAGUAUUGUUUACCGAAUGUGGAUUGGAUAGCUUGUCAAGCAGAUGGCAAUUCAGAGCAGGUGAUCCGAAACAGUUUCCUAUGCGGAGGUUGUCGAAUUCAUCAAAGCAGUGUACAACUUGAAAAUCUUUUGUAAUAAAUGACCAUACUCAGCAACGU
This is a messenger RNA of Bradysia coprophila, 1511 nucleotides long. RefSeq lists its product as uncharacterized. Lineage: Eukaryota; Metazoa; Arthropoda; Insecta; Diptera; Sciaridae. The record is from RefSeq and is a predicted model, not a curated record.